Messenger RNA from Aspergillus udagawae, 1041 nucleotides. It is a transcript of the gene aspD, whose product is annotated as septin aspD. Bases 1 to 1041 code for a protein of 346 amino acids. The transcript is spliced from 6 exons. The record is from RefSeq and is a predicted model, not a curated record. Gene Ontology annotation, cellular component: septin complex; microtubule cytoskeleton; cell division site. Gene Ontology annotation, biological process: cytoskeleton-dependent cytokinesis. Lineage: Eukaryota; Fungi; Ascomycota; Eurotiomycetes; Eurotiales; Aspergillaceae. Gene Ontology annotation, molecular function: GTP binding; GTPase activity; molecular adaptor activity.
AUGGCCACCACAGCCAAUUCGACUUCGACCAACCCAGCUACUGUUUUUCCUCGCAGUCAUGUUGGCUUUGACAGUAUCACAUCUCAGAUUGAGCGGAAGCUCUUGAAGCGUGGCUUUCAGUUCAAUGUGAUGUGUGUUGGCCAGACAGGUCUCGGAAAGUCAACUCUGAUCAAUACCAUCUUUGCUUCCCAUUUGAUCGAUUCUAAGGGUCGUCUGACGCCCAACGAACCCGUUCGAUCGACCACAGAAAUCCAGACUGUCUCUCACAUCAUCGAGGAGAAUGGAGUACGCCUCAGGUUGAACAUUGUUGACACUCCGGGAUACGGCGAUCAAGUCAACAAUGACAGAUGUUGGGACCCCAUCGUGAAAUACAUCAAGGAUCAGCACUCAGCAUACCUUCGAAAGGAGCUUACUGCUCAGCGUGACCGCUAUAUCCAGGAUACUCGUAUCCAUUGCUGCUUGUUCUUCAUUCAGCCAUCUGGCCAUGCCCUCAAACCCAUUGACAUUGUCGUCUUGAAGAAACUCUCAGACGUUGUCAAUGUCGUUCCAGUUAUCGCCAAGGCAGACUCGCUCACUCUCGAGGAACGCCAGGCGUUCAAGGAGCGCAUCAAGGAAGAAUUCGCUUUCCACAAUCUGAAAAUGUACCCCUAUGAUAAUGACGAACUUGAUGACGAAGAGCGUGCGGUUAAUGCCCAAAUCAAGGACAUUAUUCCGUUCGCCGUUGUCGGCAGUGAGAAAACUAUUGUCGUUAAUGGUCAACAAGUUCGCGGCCGACAAAACCGCUGGGGUGUCAUCAAUGUCGAAGACGAAACCCACUGCGAAUUUGUUUAUUUGAGAAACUUUCUCACUCGCACUCACCUCCAAGACCUGAUUGAGACAACAAGCCAGAUUCACUACGAGACUUUCCGUGCGAAGCAGCUUCUGGCCUUGAAGGAGAGCAGCGCUGCGGGGGCACACUCUGCUGGCAGCCGGCCUAUUAGUCCUUCUGCCGACCGGGAACUCAGUCGCAACUCGCAACGGAUGACUAUGAAUGGCUAUUAG